Messenger RNA from Procambarus clarkii (red swamp crayfish), 879 nucleotides. The record is from RefSeq and is a predicted model, not a curated record. Lineage: Eukaryota; Metazoa; Arthropoda; Malacostraca; Decapoda; Cambaridae.
AUGCCGCUGGUGCGGAGGGACGCGUGGAGAUGCUGCCCCGAUGGUGGCGUGGUCGCCUCUGGCAGGCCGGCAGCACCGCGUCUGGCAGGCCGGCGCGACAUCACAGCAAUGUCAGCAUCGUACACCUGGCAGCUCACCCCGCAAGCAUCGCCAAGAAGAGUGGUUGUGCUAACUCCAUCAUGUGCGGAGAGCUUAACAGAGCUGCUCCACAGACCAGUACUUGCCGAUACAUUCCAGGAGGAGGAGAGCAGUCCCAAUUUAGAAGAGAAGAUUGAUGAGCAGCCGCCCGCCUCGCCACCUCCGGCAACACAUAUCACCACUGACAUCACAGUCUCGCUACCUCCGGCAACAUAUAUCACCACUGACAUCACAGUCUCGCCACCUCCGGCAACAUAUAUCACCACUGACAUCACAGUCUCGCCACCUCCGGCAACAUAUAUCACCACUGACAUCACAGCCUCGCCACCUCCGGCAACAUAUAUCACCACUGACAUCACAGCCUCGCCACCUCCGUCAACAUAUAUCACCACUGACAUCACAGCCUCGCCACCUCCGUCAACAUAUAUCACCACUGACAUCACAGCCUCGCCACCUCCGUCAACAUAUAUCACCACUGACAUCACAGCCUCGCCACCUCCGUCAACAUAUAUCACCACUGACAUCACAGCCUCGCCACCUCCGUCAACAUAUAUCACCACUGACAUCACAGCCUCGCCACCUCCGUCAACAUAUAUCACCACUGACAUCACAGCCUCACCACCUCCGUCAACAUAUAUUACCACUGACAUCACAGCCUCGCCACCUCCGGCAACAUAUAUCACCACUGACAUCACAGCCUCGCCACCUUAUGGGUCACUCUUCAUCACAUUCAACUCGUGA